Penicillium lagena is the source of this 2025-nucleotide messenger RNA. Its product is annotated as arylsulfotransferase family protein. Bases 1 to 2025 code for a protein of 674 amino acids. The transcript is spliced from 4 exons. The record is from RefSeq and is a predicted model, not a curated record. NCBI's taxonomy places the organism in Eukaryota, Fungi, Ascomycota, Eurotiomycetes, Eurotiales, Aspergillaceae.
AUGGUCGUGUUAGUCUUUCCCUCCGGGAGGCCGUUUGCUCCUGCGCUCGCCCUACUGGGCCUGCUGCUCUGGCUCUGCGCGAUCUCGGGCACCCAUGCUGAGGAGACCGCCUUUUACAAGUCGAGACCCGAUCUCUAUCCUCUCAACCUGAAAAUCGAACGCAGCAACGCCAAAAAGCUGAGUCCUGGAUACUAUUUCAUCACGCCGUACUGGGAGGCGAAGAGCCCGGGCCCGUACAUAUUUGAUAAUGAAGGACAUCUCAUAUGGUGCGGCUGGGGUAAUUCGGGAGGCGGCGUUGCCCAUGGAAUGCAUGUGUGCAAAUACAAAGGCGAAGAUCACUUGUGUUUCUUCCAGGGCAAUCAGCAAAAGGGCUACGCUCGCGGGCAUGGUGUCAUUCUGGAUAAUCGAUACCGCAUCGUGCGGUCAGUGCAACCCGGUGGCGGAAUGUCCUCGAGCGACAUGCACGAGUUCCGGCCCAUCAACGACGGCAAGACGGCCUUGAUGACCGUCUACCAGCAGCGCCAGUUCGAUAUGACACCCUGGAACAUCAAGGCCGGCGUGGGCUGGGUAAUGGAGAGCGUGUUCCAAGAAGUCGAUGUGGAGACUAGCGAAGUAGUGUUUGAAUGGCACUCGCUCGACCACGUCGACCCUUCGAUGAGCUACACGUUCCCAGCGCAUACCGAUACUUCUGGUACUGGGUUGAAGGUCACCGAGCCGUGGGAUUAUUUCCAUAUCAACUCUAUUGACAAGAACGCCGACGGUGACUACUUGAUUUCCUCGCGCCACACCUGCGCUAUCUACAAGAUCUCCGGCAAGGAUGGCAGCGUAAUUUGGCGGCUUCAUGGCGCGGAUCCAUCAUUUAAGAAUAUCAACUUCAGCUUUUCGCAGCAGCACGAUGCGCGAUGGCUAUACGAGAAUGCGACGCACACCGUUCUUUCUCUGUACAACAAUGGUGACAACGGCUUUAACCAGACGCACGCUUUCUCUAGUGGUAUGGUUAUUCUUAUCGACCAUGUAGACAACACCGCCACGCAGAUCCGUGACUACGGGCCUCCUGGUAAGGAGAUGCAUAGCUCUAGUCAGGGCAAUUUACAACGCCUACCGAAUCAGAAUGUUGUGAUGGGAUGGGGCAACAAUCCCUUUAUAUCGGAACACACAGAGGAUGGCGAACUGGUGAUGUGGGCCCGGUAUACAUUCAGCAAUACGAUCAUGAAUUACCGGGCCCAAAAGUUUGAGUGGGACUCUGACCCAUCUGACUCUCCUGCCCUGUGGUCUUAUGCCAGGUCCCCCGAGCCCUCCUCUCCAACGAGCUUCUAUGUCAGCUGGAACGGCGCCACCCGCGUCAAAACCUGGCGAUUUUACGGCGCGGCAAACAUGACAGGCCCCUAUACGUUCCUGGACGAGGUGAACAAGACAGGGUUUGAGACCGAGUACACCAAUGCUAGCUUCUACACCUGGACCAAGGUGGAAGCGAUAGACCGCAAUGGUGACGUUCUCCGUACCUCACAUCGCAAGUAUACUUUUGUCCCCUCACCGGAGCUACGCGAGUCCUGUCGCAAGAAGACCUGUCUGGAUGCGCCCUCCUUCGGCUUCCCUGGCGAAGACGGCGCCACUUCUACUAUUCCGCCGGCGAAUGUUAACACCGUUCCCUGGGUCGAUCCCGAUAACCCAGAGAUCUGGUCGCAGCCGUCGAACAUGCCGAAACACACUACGGACGAUCAUUAUGAGAACUGGUCUAUAGGCCAUCCGACCUUUCAUGCUGGUUUGCUUGCCGGAAGCGCCAUGAUCUUGGUGCUGAUCUCCAUCACGGCAGGCGCUAUAUAUGGCAUCCGCUACUGCCGGAAGCGCCAGCAGCAUUUCAUCAAUCUACAUGACGAAGCUGCUGAGCCCUUGAAUGGCAUGGCCGAGCGAAAGUCCUCCCCACCACGGACAGACAACAUGCCCUGGUGGCACUGGCGCCGGUGGACCGGAGAGGACGAGGAGCCGCAUUACUUCCCGCUGUCGGAGAUCAGUGAACGGGAAUAG